Myxocyprinus asiaticus (Chinese sucker) is the source of this 1922-nucleotide messenger RNA. Its product is annotated as E3 ubiquitin-protein ligase RNF183-like. Lineage: Eukaryota; Metazoa; Chordata; Actinopteri; Cypriniformes; Catostomidae. The transcript is spliced from 2 exons. Gene Ontology annotation, biological process: protein ubiquitination. The record is from RefSeq and is a predicted model, not a curated record. Gene Ontology annotation, molecular function: ubiquitin protein ligase activity. Bases 249 to 1166 code for a protein of 305 amino acids.
AAAAGAUCGCAGUUUAACAAUUGAGAAAGACAGGAAGGUCUGAAUUACGCCCUUUUUUUUUUUCUUUUUUUUUUUAACUCUUUUUGGAAGCACACCUAGACUGGAAUAUGUGCUUUUGGAACCAGGCAAGCUUGGGCGACACCUAAACGUUUGGGUUUGACUGUUCUUCAGCUGAUAGGCUGGCUGGUUUAGCUUCUUUUGACACUUUAGUUUUUUCCUGAUCUGCGGUGGAUCUCUAGCUCUAGAUCAUGAGCGACUGUAAAGACAAUCCCAAAGGCACCAAAACCGGGCUUAACAUCAAACCAAAGCUUGACCGCAAAGUCAGCAUCAUCUUUGGGACAUCAGAGAGAUGGCAAAAGACCAGCAAGUCUCUCAGGAGAAGCCGCAGUAAUGACGCAGAAAGCCGUCAACAUGAAGGUGCACGAGGAAGAGAACAAGACAGGAGGCAGGGUGGAAAGCGAAAACGGGGUCGCAGCGAGGAGGGUAGGAGGCGAGACUGUGACUACGACCACGAGCCAGGAAACCAUGCAAAAGAGCAACCCAAAGAUGACCUGGAAGACACCGAGUGCAUUGUGUGCUUCUGUAGCUUCGACAACGUCUUCAAGGCACCCAAGUUACUUACUUGUGGACACACGUUCUGUCUGGAAUGCCUGGCACACAUCAAUGUGAAUUCUCCCGAGAUCAAGAUGCUGUCUUGCCCCAUCUGUCGGAAGCUGACAGAAAUCCGACAUGGCCGAGACCUACCAAAGCUGGACAAUAACGAAGACAUCUUCCGCAAGCUUCCACCUGAGAUGCAGCGGGCCCUGUCCGUAUGUUUUAAACGCAGCGAGGGCAAGCUUGUCCUCAAGAAACCUCCGACAAACAGCCCCAUCAAGACCACUGUGAAUCUGCCGGUUUUGAAGAAGAAAGAGGAGCAGAUGGGCAACUACCCCCUUGGAGUCAUGGAGGAAGGUCUCGGCCCAGCGACAAUGGUCGAUGUAGGCAGACCACCAAGCAGGAUGAGAUGUCGCAUGAGAAGAUUGUUGUAUUCCAGUCAGUGCUAUUACAUUGUUGUGGCUGCCAUAAUCAUAGUCACUGUGGCUCUGAUGCUGGUGGGGAUCUUUAGCUUUGUGGUGAUGCCAAAUAUUCACCACACUAACCAGAACCAAACUUCCUAUAUGCCUUAAGGAAUGAUGAAAUGCACAAAGCUCAAGAGGGUUGAAGGGAAGAGCAAAGCAAGCUAGAUUCUUUGGUGAAGCCCAUUGCAUUUUUCUCUUUACUUUAAUGCUUUUUGUGUGAUGCUCCACAGAGAGGCUCAAUAGAAAUGAACAGAAAAAACUUGAACAUAUGAUGCACGAUAGUCUGUUGGGCGGAGACAUUUUUGACAUGGACUGAGACAUUGUCAGGCAAAGGUAUUUAAGAACAAGAGGAAACAAUGACGUCUUUUCUGUCAAUGAUGGAUAAUAUUUUCCUUUACCUUUAAAAUCCUUGAAUCAAUGGAAAUUAUUGAUCCCCCCGGCAAAGGGCUGGAUCUGGAAUAUUUGAUCUGAAGAAUAUUUACAUGCAAUGUUAUUAUGCCAUUGUAUCUCAUGAAGAAUUUACCAAUGUAUAUUCAUUUACUUUAAUAUCUUAUAUCUAUAGUUUGUGGCAUUGACACUGAACAACAAAUGCAACACCUAACAAAUGCAAAUGAUCUCAGAUUAAAGUUAAUGUGAGCUCAUAAAUGUUUCUUCUGACAAGAAAUUAAUAUUUCUUUGACUUAUAAUGUACAAAAUGUAAAUAUUUUCUGAUAUGUAACUAAAUGUUCAGACCAUUUUCUAUUCUUUUUCACAAAAGGAGAAAGGCCACUUAGAAAAGUUAAACACAAUUAAACUUUUUUUUUUUUUACCUCACAUUCUGUGUAUGUGACGUGAUAUUCCUACAAUUAUGACAUUGCACUUAUU